CCUCACACACUUUCGUUCUCUCCUUUAUGUGGCUAUAUCUAUCCUUAGAUAGUUUUAAGUUCAGGAACUAUUGGACUCUGAUGCUAACUAUGAGUAUCACUUGUAUAAUCAGACUUAUAUGGGCAGAAUUUUGAGGGUUAAUUUCUCAGACAAACCUAAGCCCAAGGAACAUUUGUUUCCAGAAACUGAGUAUAAACUCUUUGUUCGAAACUUAGCUUGGUCAGUAACAUCAGAAAGUUUGACACAAGCAUUUCAAGAAUAUGGAAAUGUGGUAGGAGCAAGGGUCAUCUAUAACGGGGAGACCGGAAGGUCACGUGGUUAUGGCUUUGUUUCUUACUCAACAAAAUCAGAGAUGGAGACAGCUCUUGUCGCUCUUAAUGAUGCGGUAUUUGAAGGCAGGGUAUUAAGUGUAAGCUUGGCUGAAGGAUCACAAGCACAAGGGCAAAUGUUGAACUGAUUUAUUGCAUGUUAGCAUACAAUGACUGGACAAACCUGGAGUGACGGAAUCUUGUCUCUUCUUUCUUUUUGUAUGUACCCCAUCUCUUCAUUCUUGUGGUAGAUA
This is a messenger RNA of Cucurbita pepo subsp. pepo (vegetable marrow), 562 nucleotides long. NCBI's taxonomy places the organism in Eukaryota, Viridiplantae, Streptophyta, Magnoliopsida, Cucurbitales, Cucurbitaceae. The record is from RefSeq and is a predicted model, not a curated record.